Molecule: messenger RNA, 6743 nt
Organism: Nerophis ophidion (straightnose pipefish)
Lineage: Eukaryota; Metazoa; Chordata; Actinopteri; Syngnathiformes; Syngnathidae
Product: G-protein coupled receptor 20-like
Exons: 9
Coding region: 5212-6384 (390 amino acids)
Biological process (GO): positive regulation of Rho protein signal transduction; phospholipase C-activating G protein-coupled receptor signaling pathway
Cellular component (GO): membrane
Molecular function (GO): G protein-coupled receptor activity
Source: RefSeq, a predicted model, not a curated record
CUGGGGGGCGGUAGAUAACAGCCAGGUGUAGAGGCAGCGGUGUGACAGACCUCAUAGUAAGCACCUCAAACGAUUUAUAUUUAUUAUUUAUGUUAGGACUAAGGUUAAAGUUUUCGUUGUAUAUUAGUGCGACCCCCCCACCCCCUUUUAAGCGGACGGGCAAUAUGCGCAUGUGUAAAGUUAGGAGGACAUGCCUCAUUUAGCGCAAAAAAGUCGUUUGGUUUAAGCCAGGUUUCGCUGAGACCGAUGACGUUAAGAUUGUUGUCUCUGAUAAUAUCAUUAACUAACAACGUUUUGGGAGACAAUGAUCUUAUGUUUAAAAAACCUAUAUUAUAGGUUGUGGGCUGUUUUAGGGAAUUUUUGAUCAAAUUAUCCGUAGUAGCAAUAUUAAUAAUGUUGUUUUUAUUAUGCCCAGUGCAUUUAGUAUAAUUACGACCAUAUUUAGGAAUUGAUACGACGGGAAUUUUCCGAUUGUUUGAUUGUUGCUUUGAUAAACUGCACGCAUCAUGGUUAGCCACCUCAGUAACGGGGAUUUUCCGAUUGUUUGUUUGUUGCUUUGAUGAACUGCACGCAUCAUAGUUAGCCACCUCGGUAGAACACAUGUCCAACUCUGAAACACUCAAAGCAGAAAAAACUUGUUCUAAUUUAACUGACUCCUUACCCAGACCAGUAGUCUCGCAUCUUCCAUUUAAAUCCGGCUUCAGGAUGGAGGGAAGUGGUGUUCUGUGGGGAUUAGCCUUCUGCUUUGUUUUUAGCCCCGCUCGGCAUCCGCGUUUCCGAUCACACCGCUGGCGUCUGCUCCGUAGACGGCCCCCGCUGCUAUUAUACUCCCCUGCUUCACAGGCCGCUGGAUGUAGCUGCCGAAUUAUUCCCAUGCUAGUUAGUACGUCUAGCAAGCACGCGUCUACCAGUCCAAAACGGCCCGAUAUGUCCACAUCCAGAAGUGUCUGGCGGUCGUACGUGAUCACGGAGUGACCACGAUGUGAGCCAGCCAUAAAGUUUGUAGAAUUGUCCGGUAUUUCUGCCAAAUGUUCCAUCUUUAGCAGGAGCUCCGCGAUGUCGCAGCCCGCCCGGGCGCCGCCAUCUUGGAAUAUGGAAUAUCUUUGAAAAUACGAUCUGAAAAGUGAUAGCAAAGAAGCAGUUAGUGAAGUAAAUAUUAAUAACACAUAAAUGAAAAUUAACUUUAUUACACUACAAAUGGAGCAUUAUAAACAUUAUUAUCUCCAUUAUCAACAAUACAAUUGUUUCAAAUGCAACAAAACAUUCCAGUGUGUGCGAUAGCUAAAGUAUGGUCCCAGCCUAAACCCGACAGCCCAACCCAAAACAGCUGGUGUGUUGCCCAGGGAGCAAGGGACCACCGGCCUCACGCAGCCAAGGAACAGGAACAGCAGAGCCGGGCCCCAUGUGCCACCCAGCGGGGCCUGCAACAAGCCUUAGAUGCGCCCAGCAGAGGACGAGGCACAGGAGAAGCAGGGGACAGCCAUCCCCCCAAGCCAGCUAAAAACCACACCCCAUGCUGGCAGGAAGACGGGACGCCCUGCCCUGAGGGGCCCAGAGACUCCUUACAACCAGACGGGAAGACCGCCCACGCCUUACCAGCACCCAGGCCCACACGAGCCCAAUAUAAAUAUAUAUAAUAUAUGGAUUAUAAAAACAUUUAAUGGAAAUACCUUAUGUCCUAAUUCAGCAAGUGCUGGAAAAUAGAGUACCAGUCAUGGCAAAUAAAUAAAUCAAAUAAAAAGUACUAUAGACCAUACAUUUAAUUUAUUGCCACUUAUAGGUAGUACAAACAGUUCAUACAUUUAUUUCCGGGUUACUCAGUAAAACAUGUUACAUCAGUAAUAAAAAUAAAAGAAAGAGUUGAAUGUACACUGUGAUGUUUAACUGUGUGUAAUCUACAUGUGAAGUAAUGUACCUCCUGAAAGCUUUCCUCUCCCCUUGAGCAAGACUACCUCUGCACUUCAACAAAGGGUAAGUACUUUUAUUUAUUUUUUUAGUUUGUCUUAUUGUUCAGUUUUCUAAUAGAGUUGUGUCAUUUUGCCAAGGACUACAGCAGAACCUGGAUGUAUGACCUUAAUUGGUUGUUGAACGGGGUCUGUAAAUCACAAAGGUCGUAAUGUGAAACACAUUUCUCCAUAAGAAACAAUGUAAAUAUGAAUACUGGGUUCUAGCGACGACAAAAGUCCAUAUUUUAGUGAAGUUUCGUACACUUUGAACACAAUAUCAAAUGCGUACAGUACUUUAUACCAAACAAACAUAACAAGAGGGUGAUGGAUCAACUUUUUUUUUAUUAUCAAGCUAAAACGAGCUAAACGGUGCCAACACACGCGCCUUUGGUGCCCUCACAAACGAUCAGAAAUUACAAAAGUCCUUAUAAGGGGACUGCACUGUUUGGAAGGUAUUUUUACCUAUCGUUAACAAUACAUUUAAAAGACGGGGUGACGGAUGGAUUUAAUUUUUUUAAUGCAUUAUAACUUUUAAAUAAACAUAAAUAAAGGUCAGCUUACAGCAUAGCCAACGGGAUGUCCCCUAUUUUGCCCAUAAAAUCCAAUAAAUAACCAUUCGAAACCCACCAACAAUACUUCAUUUACAUCUUCCAUCCAUCCAUCCAUUUUCUGCCGCUUAUUUCCGUUCGGGGUCGCGGGGGGCGCCGGCGCCUAUCUCAGCUACGAUCGGGCGGAAGGCGGGGUACACCCUGGACAAGUCGCCACCUCAUCGCAGGGCCAACACAGAUAGACAGACAACAUUCACACUCACAUUCACACACUAGGGCCAAUUUAGUGUUGCCAAUCAACCUAUCCCCAGGUGCAUGUCUUUGGAAGUGGGAGGAAGCCGGAGUACCCGGAGGGAACCCACGCAUUCACGGGGAGAACAUGCAAACUCCACACAGAAAGAUCCCGAGCCUGGAUUUGAACCCAGGACUGCAGGACCUUCGUAUUGUGAGGCAGACGCACUAACCCCUCUGCCACCGUGAAGCCCUCAUUCACAUCUUGUGAAUUGAAUAUUAACGAAGUAGUAGUGAUAUUGUUAUUAUGAGCGCUAACGCAGACAAAUUAUUUAUAGCAGCACCGUGAUCAUUAUUUAUGUUUACAUCAAGUGGUCUGCUGCUUCCUUGCCCCCUGAAAGAUUAUUGUGGAUCAUAAACCAUGCAUCUCACCUGGACAGAAGAAGUCUGACGAGGUAUUCCAUAGGGGUGUAACAGUGCACAAACAUGUCGGUUCAGUACGUACCUCGGUUUAGAAGUCACGGUUCGGUUCUUUUCCGGUACAGUAAGAAAACAACAAAAUAUACAUUUUUGGGUUAUUUAUUUACCAAAUAUGUAAACAAUGGCUAUAUCCUUUUAACAUUGGGAACACUAUAAUAUUUCUGUCCACGUUAAUCAACAUUAAACUUCCUCAAGUUAUUGCUCAGAUUAAAUAAAAGGACAAAACUUUUCUUUCUUCUACAUAUAAAAAGUGCAACAUUAAACAGUCCCAAGUCAACUCAUCAUGCUUAAUUUAUUACAGCAUUUGGGAAGCCUGUAGUUGAUUUUUAUUAUGUAAAUGUUAUAUUUGUAUCAACAUGUGAUAGCAGGGACCCUGCCAUUCAAAACUAGGCUGUUACAUUACUAAUGAUUAAUGUAACUAUAGCUGAAAAAAAUAGUACAAUAGCAAUAGGAGAGACUAUUUUCCCUGAACACCAUGGAGUUCGUGUAGGCUUUAUGAUGCAGUUACAUUAUUAUAUCAACUAUCAGAGACAGAAACUCUUCAUUUAACAUAAUGUCCUUUUUUGCUGCUUCAACACAGCUCAAUCAACUCAGAAAAAGGUAAAGCGAAAUAACAGACAGACAGGGCUUUGCUGUCAUAACACACGCACACACACACACAUAUGCGCUCUGAAUAUGCACUGCUGAUUGGCUCUUAUCGCUCUGAAUACGUACUGCUGAUUGGCUGUUACCGCUUUGCGUGUAACCAAUCAGAUGGUUGUGUGGGUGGGACAAUACUGGGUGCUGUGUAGGAGACACAGGCAGAAUGGAGCGGAGCAGCUUGUUAAGACUUAAGUAUAGGCGGCUACUUAAUAUGUUCGUGUGGAAACUCGUUUGGUACACCACCGAACCAAAACCCCCGUACCGAAACGGUUCAAUACAAAUACAUGUACCGUUACACCCCUAGUAUUCCGUCAAUUUGGUACACUUUGACAGCAAUGCACACGGAUUUUUGAAGUUUGUUAAUGGAAAAGUUUUCAAAUAGAGGGACCUGUGCUGUAAAUCGAGGUUCCACUUAAUAUGCAAUAGUGUGCCGCAUGCCAUCCAUCCCUUAACAUUUGAUCAUUUUAUUAAACUGACAAAAAAAAAAGGGAGAGGAAUCAAGGACAGACAGCUUGAUCUAUCCCUGAAAAAUGCAUCACGUCAUACUCCAUGAGAACAGAGGCAGUAAAGGAAAAGGUGCAGAGACUUCAUCGUCCAUCAUUGACUAAUUCCUGACAUAGACGCAGCCAUCCGCUUCUCCUUGUUUGACUCACACAUCGGAACGUCAUUGUUGACCCUCACUCUCCCACACACACAUCCGUCACACACUCAUCCAUCCCUCACUUUUAUGUUCAUACACACAAAAGACACCGUCUAACUUCUUUUGGACACCUCGCCCUUCACUUCUUCUAUUUUCUGUCCUCACGUCCUGCGUCUUCUAUUUGUAUCAGUAACAGGUUGAUCCACGGCCUCUUCUGUAGACAUCCGUUGUUGCGGAAGUUUCAGGAACCCUGCCAAGUCGUGAGUGAUGGUGAUCCCUGGACAGGAAGCCAGAAGACACAAACCUGUCUCAUUCUGUCAGAUGGGUGCAGGAGGCCUGGGGACAGGUUAUAAAAAGACUGUCUACGCUUGAUUCAAGCAUUUUGCCAUGGAUCAGUCUCCACGGAGCAGGCGCUCUUCUGAGCAUAAGUCGAUGACGUCUCUGUGCUGCCGACUUGUCUGCAUACAAGAGGAUCCUUUGCUGUCUCCCACUAUGGUCUAGACUCCCACGUUAUUAACCAUAUCUACUCGGCGUCCAUUGCACAAGUCACCGGGAGGGGAGUCCCCACAUCUGCGGAUCGUUUCCAAGGGUAAGGUAGUGAUGUUGAAGAUGCAAAGUCCUGCUUGGAAAACAUCUUAAUGUCACCUUCUUGGACAACAAGAACACACCUGGAUCUAGAGGGAGUCCAGCCAAAGAACUUUAACUGGACUGCUUUUCCCAUAAGAUGCACAUCUGUGCAUCCCCGUCAGAGUCAGUCAUGGUCAUCACCUUAGCUGCAAACAGCACAGAUCCCUGGACCAUGAUCAACACUUCACUCCCCACACGCGCAGAUGUUUCCAAUUUCAGCAACAAAAGUGGCAUGGAAGCGUAUCUUCAAAUGCUGGCUCAUUUGGACGAAGGACUUUAUAACGACUUCUAUGGACUCUGGAUAGCGCUGAUGGUCAUCAACUCCCUCAUAUUCCUGGUGGGCAUGGUGCUCAACACGUUGGCCCUUUAUGUGUUCUGUUUCCGCACCAAGCAAAAGAGCACGUCUGUGAUCUACACCAUCAACCUGGCCGUGACUGACCUGCUGGUCAAUCUCUCUCUGCCUACGCGCAUCCUGCUUUACUACAGCAGAGGAGCGUGCCUCACCUGCUCCUACUUGCACAUCUUCAGCUACUUUGUGAACAUGUACUGCAGCAUCCUCUUCCUCACCUGCAUAUGUGUGGAUCGCUACCUGGCCAUUGUUCAAGUUGAAGCAUCUCGUCGGUGGCGUAACCCUGGCGUGGCCAAAUAUGUGUGUGUCUCAGUGUGGUUGUUCGCCAUUGUGGUCACCUACUCCUUCCUGUCCACAGCCUUCCAGCAAACAGGCUGCUGCCUCUCCAAGCUCCUUUUCCUCACCAUUACAGAGUUCUUUCUACCCCUCAUCAUCAUUGUGGUGUUCACACUGCGGAUCGUGUGGGCGCUUGCGGAUCCCCGCCUGAUGCAGCAGAGCAGGAAAAGAAGAAAGCGGGCCGUCCAACUGCUGACCACAGUGCUGAUUAUCUUUACAGUGUGCUUCACACCCUUCCACAUACGGCAGGUAGUGGUGUACAUCUACCCUGAUAUGCCUCACCACGCCAUAGUCUACCAUUUGACCGUCACUCUCAGCAGUCUCAACAGUUGCAUGGAUCCAGUGGUCUAUUGCUUUGUCACUAACAAUUUCCAGGCAACUAUGAAAAAUAUUUUUCGGCGUGCAGAGGCAGAGCAAAGCAGCGGGGACAUCAUAAGCAUGCAACACAGCUCCAAGGCCUCAGGAGGGCCCGCUACUGCAGUCCCUAAUAACGUCAUCAUGAUGAGGGUGAUUCCCUCUUCACCUCGGAAAGAUUUGCAAAAAAGUCCUCUUCAUAGUAUAUCCACCAUCACACCAGUAAUUUGAAGCUGUGGCAGUUUUGGACAAAGAUGAACAGAUGCAACCAUCCAUUUUCAGUGAUCCUUGUGAGCUAGAACCCCUCACAGCUGACUUGGGUUUACAUUCACCCCUACAAGCCUACCCUACAGUGUACUGGAAUACCAGGAGAAAACCCACGCAAACAUGAGGACAAUAUGCAAACUCCACACCUUUCCUGAAUAUAGAGCCAAAACAAAUACGUAUUAGGUGCAAUAGAAGUGUUUUUCAAUCUUUUUUAAACCAAGGCACAUUUUUUUCAUAGACAAUAUCCUGAGGCACACCACAAGCACAACUCUUAAAAAAAAAACUUAUUAGCCGAUAUCGACAAUAAAAAGUUGUUCUCGCAA